CGGAGGCUGAGGCUGUGGGGCCGGCGGCGGAGGCGAGGGCCAUGGGGCAGUGCGGCAUCACCUCUUCCAAGACGGUCCUCGUCUUCCUCAACCUCAUUUUCUGGGCGGCGGCAGGCAUCUUGUGCUAUGUGGGCGCCUACGUUUUCAUCACAUAUGAUGACUACGAUCACUUCUUUGAAGAUGUUUAUACACUCAUCCCUGCAGUGGUUAUCAUAGCAGUGGGCGCACUUCUCUUCAUCAUUGGUCUGAUUGGCUGCUGCGCCACAAUCCGGGAAAGCCGCUGUGGUCUUGCUACGUUCGUGAUCAUCCUCCUGUUAGUUUUUAUCACUGAAGUUGUGGUAGUAGUCCUGGGUUAUAUCUACAGAGCAAAGGUGGAGUUCGAAGUUGACCACAGUAUUAAGAAAGUGUAUGACACAUACAAUGGAACUAACCCGGAUGCUGCCAGCCGUGCGAUUGAUUAUGUUCAGAGGCAGUUGCACUGCUGUGGCAUCCACAACUACAGCGACUGGGAGACAACAAACUGGUUCAGAGAAACAAAAAACCACAGCGUGCCCCUCAGCUGCUGUAAAGCCACCAUCAGCAAUUGUACUGGAAGUUUGACUCGUCCCGGCGACCUUUAUGCUGAGGGAUGUGAAGCUUUGGUUGUAAAGAAACUACAAGAGAUCAUGAUGUAUGUCAUCUGGGCAGCCCUAGCAUUUGCUGCCAUUCAGCUGCUGGGUAUGCUUUGUGCCUGCAUUGUGCUCUGUAGGAGGAGUCGGGAUCCUGCCUACGAGCUGCUCAUCACCGGAGGAACCUACGCGUAGAAGAAGCUGCAAACCUAAGCUUGAGCUCCUAUUUUCUCUGCACGGAAGGUGACUUGGCUGGGUCAAUGGCAGCCAUUGUCUGGGUAGCUUUCACCUACAAAAAAAACACACCUUACAAAAACCUGGAACAGUUAAUGCAUACACUGGUGACAGGCAGUGUCUUUGCUUGUAAUCCCCCAUAUUACUGUGAAACAAACACACACACACAAAUAUUUUAACCAGAUUUCCACAUAUCUGUACUUUUUAGUAACCGAAUAAAUAGUAUUUUUGGAACCAUAUUCCUCCCUUCACAAAAAGGCAGUCUGCCACAAAUAUUGGAGGAGUAACUGAAGUCAGUAAAUUUCAAAUGUGUCGAUUUGAUUCUUGCAUGUGGCAUUUUGCAGAUCUUCUCCUCAUACAGGCCUGUUGUAUGAAUGAAGUCAGCAACCUCUGCAAGACUGUUUUUUUACCCCUUAGUUUUGGGGGCAGGGUGGGUGGGGAUUGUGACUUGCCUCUCACCAGUGCUUAUCUUUUUUUUUUUUUUACAAAAAGGAAAACAAAAAGGCAUUAAGUCAACUCCAGAACACUACAGAAUUACUACUAACCAAAAUUUUAGAAUCACGUGAGUGCAUCUUUUGACCUUCUUAAAUUCAAAUGAACAAAUCUUCCAGACUUUUAGUGUGUUAAAAGUACAGGCUGGCUUUUCAGGAGUAUAAUGUAUGCACUACUGUUCUAUAAUGAAUAUUUUCUUUUCUUUUUUUUUUUCUAAGAAGAUACUGUUUAUGUGUUGAGUGAAUUGUUAUCAUAGAGUAGCAAAAUAGUAUGUGUCAGUGAGGUGUAAAUAGGAAACCUAAUAAAAUAAAUCUUCUGUACAUCUCCCUCCAAA
This is a messenger RNA of Pogona vitticeps (central bearded dragon), 1668 nucleotides long. RefSeq names its product tetraspanin 3 (gene TSPAN3). The record is from RefSeq and is a predicted model, not a curated record. Gene Ontology annotation, cellular component: plasma membrane. NCBI's taxonomy places the organism in Eukaryota, Metazoa, Chordata, Lepidosauria, Squamata, Agamidae.